UGCAUCCGUUGUAUAAUUAAUGCGCUUAAACGGAAUUGAUGUAUACAUUUACAUGUCCAUCUAAUAUUAAUGUUAAUUGUGUGAUUUUUCAACAUUUGGAAGUGCAAGUACAUGUAUAAUUACGGGAAAUUCGUUAGAUGCUUUUAUAAAUUUACAAAAAUAAACGUAGCAAAAACGAUGUUUUAUAGAGGAAAACAAAACCUUUGGAAAUACUUAAAUAAAGGGUGGAUUUGUAAAAAUCGUAUAAACUUUUAAGGUAGCAUUUAAUUUCAAAUAGAUUCACGUUAUGCAAACAUGCAACUUGUAAAUUAAAGUACAAAUGCAAUCAUGAAAUAAAAUAUAAGAACUACACUAACUAUCAUUUUCACGUAAAACAAAUACUUGAAUCAGCUCAGACAUGGGAGAGGAAACAUAUUUCUUUCUAAAGUACCAAUACGGUAACACUGAGUUCAAACGUGAGCGGAGAACUAUAUAAAAGAGAAAUUGUAAUCGUGUUUUGCAAGACUUUGCUCAGGAUAUAACAGUUUAACACCGUUUAAAAAAUGUUAGACUUGAUGAAGAGAUGGACGUUUAUAGUCAUAGUUAUGAAUCCGUUUAUUAACGGGGAUGUUUUUAAAGGACAUGAAGAAGAAAAUGUUAUCUCGUUCGUGGAAAAUGUAAUGGAGUGCCGUAAAGUACCCGGACUGGCGCUAUCCGUUGUCAAAGGCAACGAGACGUGGACGCGCGGGUUCGGAUUUGCUGAUAUAAAGUCUGGUAGAAAAGUUGCACACGAUACACUCUUUGUUAUUGGUUCCUUAGGCAAAGCAUUUACUAUGACGUUGCUUGGAAAUUUAAUUCAGAAUACUAGCUAUACUUGGGACACAAAGAUUUCCGAUAUCGACGGUUUGAAUCUAGAUUUCAUCGAUGACGAAAUUACAAGAGAGGCAACUCUAUCAGACCUUCUAGCUCACAGGACUGGGUUAUCUUCCGUCAACGACUACGGGUUCAUUGCAGGUUAUCCAGCUGAAGCUGAUAGAGAGUUUCUAAGCAAGCGUACAAAAUAUAUUCCAAAAACGUUGGAAUUUCGAAACUCGUUCCAAUACAACAACAUGAUGUACAUGCUACUUGGUCAUGUGACAGAACUGCUGGGUCGUGACUCGUGGGACAACCUUGUGACAUCACGAGUUUUUGAACCAAUAGGAAUGUUGUCUAGCAAAGUGUUGCUUACGUCAGCAGACGUACAGCAAGGGAACGUUGCAAAGCCUUAUAUUCUGCCUGAAGACCAAUUAGAAGAUGGUAAUUACGAUAUAUAUAGGAUCGUACCUCUGGAGCCAGCUGGCGGUAUUUUGUCAAAUGCAGAUGACAUGGCUCGAUGGAUAAGAUUCAACCUAAGAAACGGUUCUACUGAAGAUGGACAGCAGCUUCUCCCAGAUGAUCUUUUGCAAGAAGCGUUCAAGGACCAGAAUAUGUUACCGUUUGGCGGAGCAUUUGUAAGUCAGACAACACCAAGAUAUCCUAUAAAUGAUAUAACAAAGGCUUAUGGCUAUGCUUGGUUCACGUCAACAUAUAGGGGUUUUCGGAGAAUAUGGCACAGUGGAGGACUUUUCUCUUAUGUAUCUCUAUUAUGGCUAUAUCCUGACGAGCAACUUGGUGUAUUUGCUAACAUCAAUGGGCCUGGUACAGUAAGAGAUCCAGGCUAUGCGUUGAAAGCCGUCUUAUCUUACGUGUCCGAUAUUCUGCUUUCACAAACUCCAUGGCUGAAUAUUGAAACAGCUUGUUCAUACCCGAGUCCUUGGGUCAAUAGUUCAUUUAGCAUUGACACUAAUCCUGAACCAGAUAAUUUUACUAACGAUAGGCUUGAUGAUUUCGUAGGUAAGUAUGGUAACGAACUUCUCCCUGAUAUUACUAUUUCUGUAAAGGAACGUGGCUCAGAGAAUGAAUAUCUUUGGCUUGAAAUGAACCGCAUUAAAGGCGAACUACUUCUAACGGCGGAUGUGAAUGUAUUUAAAUUUAAGAUGGAGGAUCCAUGGGAAUAUGCGAUCGAGCGCGUGUUAGCGGAAAAUCUCAUUAUAACGUACCCGAUAGAGUUUACAAGGUCUGAAGAUGGGGUAGUUGAAUCGUUUAACCUGACAUUUAGUCAAAAGGAGAUUAUGAAGUAUCGAAAGAAUGUCAUGUUAGUGACGGAAGCUGAUAUAUCGAUGUCUAAACGUGUUCAGUGUUCCGUUGUUCUGCUGGUAUCACUACAUCUAAUCAUUCACUUACUAUGACAUUGAGAACGAUCCUGGUAUGCUGGUAAAACCAGAUAGUAUAGGGACAUACGUACUAUCAGAAUAUGUGCGUUCUGCCAAACUGAACGCCAAACACUAACGUAUCAAAUAGAAAAGCUAUUGGUUUUCAUUUUUUUUUUUCCGAAAUGCAUUUUAAUUUAUAUCAUGUCGUCUUCAUGAAAUAUUUUGCACUUGAAAUUGUGUCCACGCAUUGUUGAUAACCAGUUGUUUUUUUAAUUCGUUUAUGUACAUUUAUUUUAACACACUCCGUUACAACAAAUGAUAAUAUAUUAAUUUAUUCAAAUCAUAACUUACUUUAUUCAAAGUUUUCCGUCUACGAAAAAUAUCCGAAAAACGGUCAACACAGUUUAAAUUGUAAACGGUUUUGUUGAAAGUUUUUAAAAUGCGAAGUGUUAAAGUAUAAGAUGACAUGAUGUUUUGUUAUGUUAAUAAUCUUUUCUGCUUAUGUCACGUGUUUUCUACAUUUAAAAAGGUAUGAUUUGUUGCAAUGGUAAUCAAAUCAAACGGUAACAUUUUCAAUAUCAGUUUGAAGUAUUUGAUUGACUUUUAGGUUGAUAUGUUUUUCUUUGCAUACUGUAUAUGCUAUGUCGUAAAUUAUCUAUUUUUUAAAAGAUCAAUGGUGACAUUUUCGUCAGUAAGUAACUGGUCUGUAUUUUUAUGCCCCAGAAGGGAGGCGUAUUAGUUUUCAACUGUCCAGCCGUUAGUUCGUUCGUUCGUUCGUUAGUCACAACGUUAACCUUUUGCAUGAAGGCAUUUUACUCGCGAACCACUGCACCCAGGACAUUCAAACUUCACAUGCUGAUAGUACUUAUUGAGUACACCACCCCUACUGACAUUGGGGUCACCAGGUUAAAGGUCAAGGUCACAGGGGCCAACGUUAACUCUUUGCAUGAAGGCACUUUACAUGCAAACCACUUCAUUCAGGACCUUCAAACUUCACAUGCUGAUAGUACUUAUUGAGUACACCACCUCUACUGACUUUGGGAUCACCAGGUCAAAGGUAUAAGGUACAGGUCACAGGGGCCAACGUUAACUUUUUGCAUGAAGACACUUUACAUGCAAACCACUUCAUUCAGGACCUUCAAACUUCACAUGCUGAUAGUACUUAUUGAGUACACCACCUCUACUGACUUUGGGGUCACCAGGUCAAAGGUCAAGGUGCUGCGGGGGCAUUUGUCACCAUUAGUGACAGCUCUUGUUGUAUAAUAUUGUUUCUUAUAUUAUUGGUUUCCACAAAAUGUGUAAUAGCAUCUUCCUUAGUUUCGAUUAUUCAACCAAUACAACGUUCGUUAACGUUGUAGAACGUUCGUUAACGUUGUAGAACGUUGUAGAACAGCGUCAGUUAAAUGGUGGGGGAACAUUGUCGGUCAAUCGUGUAGGUUGACUUUAUAGGUAUUAUAUGCUGCUGGUUAUUUAUGAUGAUUACAUAAGCCCGCGAUUGAGCAAAAUUAAUGAAUGUAUUAUUUGAAUUUUCGGACUCGACAGAGACGGUCGGGGCUAAAAUAGUUACCCAUUGUACCGAAUAUUAUUAAAACCGGGACAGCCAUCUAUCAGCGAGAUUCAGCUAAAACUUACGAAUGAAGAAAAUGGUUAUGGGACUUGUUUUUCACCAGUAGUUUUGCCUGACAAAUUUCAACACGAGAUUUUUAAAACUUUUUCCGCAUUACUCCAUUUUUCAAUUUUACUUUACCUUGUUUCCCUUAUGUUCAUUUUUUACAGACUAAAACGUCACCAUCGAUUUGCAAUGUUCUAUUUCGACGCUGUGUUGUUUUUAUAGCAUCAAAACAAUGCAUCAAUAUUACCAAUUUGCAAAACAAAUAUUAAAUUCCAUUUCAUUGAUUAUGCUUAAUGUCCAUUAAAUGUGGUAUUGUUCGAACACAACUAGUUUUUAUUAAACUGUCAAUAUAAAUAGCAUGCUCAUUAUUCAUUUAAUUAAAUAUUCACAGUAACCUGAAUAUUGUCAAAACAAUUUUUAAUUAAAUAUUUGAAACCGCUAUACAUUUUACGUCGACAAAUGCUAAAUAUAAUCAAGAUAAUGACGUUGUUUUUAGAUAUGAAUAAGAUAGUAUCAAUAUUGUCCGUAGCGAAUGAUUUAAUGACGACUUCAUUUUCAUCAAACCAAAGAGAGAAUUGAUUGGACCUGUAAUGUGUUGCCCGUUUUGAAAUGUUUCGUGUAACGGCCAUUAAAAGGUACUGUGAAUAAUGGCAUUUACCCACCCUAUUCAUAAUAUGUGAAUUAUAAAUGCUUUUCUAACUUGUGUAAUAUAAUUAUGUACAUGUUGUUAACACACACACACGCACACACGCACGCACGCACGCACGCACGCACACACACACAUAUAUAUAUAUAUAUAUAUAUAUAUAUAUAUAUAUAUAUAUAUAUAUAUAUAUAUAUACAGGCAAACUUUAUAAAAGCUGUAACCAUUAAACGUUGUUUCAUACACAAAUACGCUCCUGACAUUUACAAAAAAAAAAGAAAAGAAAAACAACUACAAAGCAUUUUUCGCAGACAACUUUUUGAUAGAUAACCAACUGCAUAUAAACUUAUUUUUCAUAAACAUUAUGAGUGCAGUUGUUGAAAUGGGUACAUUAAUAUGGUUCACGACGUGUUUAAGAAAUCCCUCGACCUUUUACAUACGCUUGAUUUUGUUUUAAACACUCUAAACCUUAGGGAUCCUAACAAAGCGUAUUUUGGAACUUCUCGGACUAGCAUAAUGUUGUUGACAUGCCAACACAAAACUGAAAUUGGAUUGAAUAUUCCGUACAAGCACCGAUCGUUAUGACUUUCUGCUUGGAAUAAAGUGAACAAGGUACUACAUAUACAUAACUGAUGUCAGCACCAAACCUAAUAAGAGAUCCAAAGAACUCUCAAUUUUCGCUGAUAUGAAGCCCUUUUGUUUUAUUCACUUUGUACGUUUAUAUUUUACUUAAUAUCAUUCAUUUGCGCAUAGCUGAUAGAAGGCAUGUUGUUCGUGUAGAAAUGUUUCAGAUAUAUACUUUUGACAAAUAAGAAAUAUGAAAUUAAUUUGUUAAUUUGUUAUUAUCUUUUCUGUUGAGUAAUUGGUUAUGAUCGCACGAUUACAUAAUCGAGGGGUGAAUGCGAAAGAGUUCUAAGUGCAUAUAAAUAAAGAAGCACUUUAUCAUCGGAUUCACCCCCCGAUAUGUAUCAUAAAGCAAUUGUUUUGAUAUACGUGUUCAUAAAUUAAAAGCUUUCUAAUACAAAAUGUAGAAUAUUUUACUGAUUUUGUCAAUACAUUAAAAGCUGUAGUUUACUAA
Molecule: messenger RNA, 5543 nt
Organism: Mercenaria mercenaria
Lineage: Eukaryota; Metazoa; Mollusca; Bivalvia; Venerida; Veneridae
Product: penicillin-binding protein 4-like
Exons: 6
Coding region: 543-2246 (567 amino acids)
Source: RefSeq, a predicted model, not a curated record